GAGAAAUUCGAAAGUGGAUUCUGUGUCAGUGAGCAGAGGCUAUAAACUGUUGAAUAAAAACUGAUUAUUUUCUGGACCUGACUGGCUUUUAAUUUCAGAAGAAACAAUGGAAAGCCAAGAAUUUAUUGUCCUAUAUACUCACCAAAAGAUGAAGAAGUCAAAAGUGUGGCAAGAUGGAGUUCUGAAGAUCACUUCCUUAGGCAACAAGGCCAUUUUGUAUGACGACAAAGGAGCAUGUUUGGAAAGUCUAUUUCUUAAGUGCCUUGAGGUGAAACCUGGUGAUGACUUGGAAAGUGAGCGAUACUUAAUCACAGUUGAGGAGGCUAAGGCUUCUGGAAGCCGAGCUGUUAAAACAGAUGGUACUAGGGAAGCUCUGGAGUCAGGUCCAAGGUCAUUUAUAUCAUCAAGCCGGUCUCUUGGGUGUCAGCCCUCUGGCUUAAAAAGGAAGGCUACUGGCUUUCAAAGACCAUAUAAGGUACCAAAGACCGUGACUGUUACAGAAAAUGGUGAAUCAGCUGCCUCGUUUGGUGAUUUGGAACCUGGCCCAACAUUUCCUUCUCUGUUCUCCAGCACACUUCCUUUGUUUUCUGCUGUUGGUCAGAAAGAUAUAAGUCAUGUACCAGCAGACCAUGAGAAUUCUGUCAACUUCAGGAGCAGAGAGAGAUAUGACAGGCCUUUUUCACUUGUCUCUUCAGCCUUCAAUAUUAACUCAGACACACUAAUUAAAGAGGACAAGUCUUGCUCUCCCAUCACCUCUGAAACUCAGCAUUCAGACUCCUUACUGGCCAGUGAGCCCGUGAGAAGAAAUAGUUUGGAAUCUUACUGUCCUGGAGUUUCACGAAACCUCCGAAGCAAAGCACAAAUAUUAGCUCUUCUGAAGUCCAAAUCUACCAAUGUGAAUAAGGAUCUGACCUGUGAGAUUACAGGGCAAUUUCCUAAAAUACAAACACAGGGGUGUUCGAAACAAAAGGAAGAGUAUGCUGAGAGAAAGAACUCAGGGAGUGUACGCUCUGAGCUACGGGCAGAAAAUCCCCCAAGAACUACAAGCCGGUGGACCAUAUAUUUACCAUCCCAGAGCUCGCCCCCCUGUUCUCCUACAGAUGAGAAUGAUACAGAGGACAAACCUGAAGCCCAAGAAAAUGUGAACACUUUGAAUUUGUCUGAACUUUUGGUAGAAAAAAAGGCAGAGCUCUUUGAAACAUGUGCUGAAAAGGGAGAAUUGUACAGAGACGACAAGCCAGUAGACAGUAAUUGCCAGUACUGGAAUCAUGAAGAAAACUUAGGUGUGCCUUCAUUCUGUGAGAACAACACCUUACUGGUUAGCUGUAGCAGUAAAGAAAAUGUCGAUUUCUCGUUAAAACCUGACAUUCAGAACAGCGGCCAAGUUCUUUCUGAUCAGAAUGACAGUGUGUUUAUGGGAGGAGUGCUUUGCACUGGAGGGAGUAUCCGGGUGGCAGACACAGAUGCAGCCCUGGAACACGGGUAUCCGUCCUGUUCAUCAGAGAGAGAACAUAAACAAACUGAAGUUGAACCUUCUCUAAGUAACAACUCUAGGACCUCUGAUGACGUUGCAGACAUAGGUUCUAAAAGUAGAGCUGAUACAGAAAGUCUGGAUACUAUUUACCAACCUUCACAACCAUUUUUGGAAGUUUCUUUUAAUUUGAGCAAUUUUGAGACCAGUGACACUGAUGAGGCAUCACAAGAAGACAGCAAACUUUCCCAGGAUUCAGAGAGUAGGGAAAAGGAAGUUUUGCUUACAGAUGAUUCACAUGGGGACAUAGGCUGCCAAGAAAUUGCACAGAAACCCUUGCCACUCCUCUCCUCUGCCGGUGGCAGGCCUAAAGAGAGCCUCCCUGCUAAGGAGACCCUGUUGUCAGAGUUUUGUGAUAGAACCUGUGUGGGUUUUUACUCAGGCCCCCAUGAAGAUACAGACACUGGAAAAGCAGCACGGGAGCAGUGUGGUGACACAGGGAGCAGUCUGGACUCAUCGCAGGAGUGGGAUGAGGAGGUACCAGGAGUUAGAGGAGAAGAUGUGGAGAAAUCUAUCCAAAGAGAUGGAGUUAAGGAUGGUAUUGUUUUGCCCUCAAAUAAACCCAAAGGUAUAAGUACAGGUUUACAUAGUCCUUAUUUUUUAAACACAGUCACUAAUCCGGCUCCUGAAAACAGUGACCUGUUCUCAGAAGCCAGGAAAUCACCUGCCUCAGUAGUUUCACGUACUCUGCUAGAGCAUCCUCUUGAGCAGCGGACUUCUCAGCAGCCUGUUGAGUUUCAAGGACAUCAGGUGAAAGGAUCGGCGACUAGUGGUGUCAUGGUCAGAGGACACAGCAUACAGCUAGGAUGCAGUCAGUUUCCAAAUAGCAUUGACUAUGAAAACUUCAUGACACAGACUCCUGUUUGGACACCACAGUUGCCUAGCACUUGUGUGCAGACUAACUUCUUGCAGGUGAUUUCACCAGAACAAAAGAUCUCUACAUUGAGCCCCGCACCUACUUUUUCUUUUGACACAAGAAAUGAAGACUCUGUGCUUGAGUUCUCUGAGGAGUGUCUGAGAGCAAGGACUUUCCCUGGAUUGAAAAACACUGAUUUUCUGGAGAGUAAGGACCGUCAAGGGUUUCCAUUUGCAAGCAGAGCCCCGCUUGCCUUCAUUACUUUACCACCUGGUGAUGGGCCAGCAGUCUUAGAUUCUUGUUCGUUUAUGACUGAUGGCGACGCACGAGAGCCUUCUGGUUCUCCUGUGUUGGACCUGUGUGAAGAAUCGGUCCUUUCGUUUGCCCUUGGACCUGAGGACCAGGGUGAGCUUUCUUUCUGUGAAGGGUCUAGAGAAGGGACUCCAGAUGUUUCACAGAUUCCUAAGAAUUCUGCUCAAAGCAAGUGGCUGAAAUAUCAGAACACUCUCCAGUGCAACUCAGCUUCUCCCAACAGAAUUGACAGCGAAGUGACAGAGGGCCUCCUUGCUGAGGUGGUCUCUGGGAUGCAGUGUCGCCACACACAUGAGAGGCAGCGUAGUGCUGGGAAUGGAAGCUCUGUAGACUCUGUGCACUUGCAGGUGAUAAAAGGCAUGCUCUAUCAACAGCAGCAGGACUUUAGCAGUCAAGAUUCUGUUUCCAGAAAGAAAGCUCGUUCUCUGAACUCAAAGCACACUUCCAAGACUGAGGAAAUUCAAGCUAUGUUAGGAAGUUCCUCCAGCUACAACUCCGGAGUCAAAGAUUUACAGGAUAUAAAUGGUUCAGAGCUAUGCUUCCCAAGUGGGCAGAAAAUAAUAUCAACUUAUCUUCCUCAAAGGCAAGUUCACAUACCAGCUGUUUUCCAGUCUCCCACUCACUAUAAGCAGAUCUUUACAUCUUCUAUCAUAGAGCAUCUGAAUAUAUUACUGUUUGGAUUGGCACAAAGGUUAUACAAAGCCCUUUCCAAAGUUGACAUAUCCUUUUAUACAUCAUCAAAAGCAGAGACACUGAAAAGUGGAAAAAGUAAUUCACCAUCCUGCCAUCAUAAUCAACCUGCCAAACUAGUCAUGGUUAAAAAAGAAGGCCCAAAUAAGGGUCGUCUCUUUUAUACAUGUGAUAGGCCCAAAGGUAAUCAAUGUAAAUUUUUCAAAUGGCUUGAGGAAGCAACUCCAGGUCAGUUAUCACAGGAUGAGUCUCAGCCCAACAUGGUUUUUAAUGAUGUUAAGAGUAUUGGCUCGUAUUUAAGAAGUCAAAAGAUACCAGUCUAUGAGGAAUGCCAGCUUUUGUUGAGGAAAGGCUAUGAAUUUCAGAGAAAACAGUAUGGUAAACUAAAGAAGUUUGCAACUGUAAAUCCUGAAUUUUACAGUGGAACAAAAAGUAAGAUUUAUCUUAAGCUGAGUCGGAAGGAGAGCUCUUCAAUUUAUAAUAAAGGUGAUCUUUGGGUGAUUUCAAAAACCCUUGACUUCAAACUAGACACCUUCAUCGCAUGCAGUGCCUUCUUUGGGCCAUCUUCGGUCAAUGAAGUGGAGCUGCUGCCUUUGAAAGGCUAUUUUCCUUCUCAUUGGCCCACCAACAUGACAGUCCAUGCAUUAUUGGUUUGUAAUGCCAGCACAGAGUUGACCACUCUGAAAAACAUUGAAGACUACUUUAACCCAGCUACUCUUCCAAUAAUGCCACACCUGUUAACAAUGUCUCCGCCAACUACAUUUAGCAAUAAAAAUGUCAGUAAAAGAAAAUUUAUCCCACCAGCUGUUGUAAAUAUUAAAACAAAAAUUGAACUCCUGAACCUAGAAGCAACCCUGCAGUUAGCUAGUGAGUUGAUUGACGUACACACAUUGAACAAGGAUCAAGCUACAGCACUAAUUCAGAUAGCUCAAAUGAUGGCCUCCCAAGAAAGUGGUGAAGACACACUGGAGCCCUGCACCCAUUCCCUGCCUAUCACAAUUAUCCAUGGUGUUUUUGGAGCAGGCAAAAGCUAUUUGCUGGCCGUGGUGAUUUUGUUCUUUGUACAGCUGUUUGAAAAGUGUGAUGCUGGAACAAUUGGAAAUGGAAGGCCAUGGAAACUUCUCAUUUCUUCUUCCACUAAUGUAGCUGUUGACAGAGUGCUUCUUGGGCUUCUCAGUCUUGGGUUUGAAAAGUUCAUCAGAGUUGGGAGUGUUAGGAAGAUUGCCAAGCCAAUUUUACCUUACAGCUUGCAUGCUGGCUCAGAAAAUGAAAGUGAACAACUGAAAGAACUACAGGCGUUGAUGAGGGAAGACCUGACUCCUGUAGAAAGGGUUUAUGUGAGAAGAAGUAUUGAGCAGCAUAAACUGGGGACCAACAGAGCCCUGCUGAAGCAGGUCCGAGUCGUUGGCAUUACCUGUGCAGCCUGCCCGUUCCCCUGCAUGAACGACCUUAAAUUCCCUGUGGUUGUGCUGGACGAGUGCAGCCAGAUGACAGAACCAGCCUCGCUCCUUCCAAUUGCAAGGUUUGAGUCUGAAAAGCUAAUUCUCGUUGGAGACCCCAAACAGCUGCCUCCUACAAUUCAGGGUUCUGAUGCAGCUCAUGAAAAUGGAUUGGAACAAACUCUUUUUGAUCGACUUUGCUUAAUGGGUUACAGACCCAUUCUGUUGAGAACCCAAUACCGCUGUCACCCUGUGAUCAGUGCCAUAGCUAAUGAUCUGUUUUAUGAAGGAAACCUCAUGAAUGGCAUUUCAGAGACCGAGAGGAGCCCUGUGCUGGAGUGGCUGCCCACGCUGUGUUUCUACAACGUAACAGGAGCAGAACAGGUCGAAAGCGAGAACAGCUUUCAAAAUGUGGCAGAAGCUGCUUUUACACUCAAACUAAUCCAAUCACUGAUCGUAAGUGGAAUAGCGGGCUCCAUGAUUGGGGUGAUAACAUUAUACAAGUCGCAGAUGUACAAGAUUUGCCACUUACUCAGUGCUGUGGACAUUGGCCAUCCUGAUAUUAAAGCUGUGCAGGUGUCCACAGUGGAUGCCUUUCAGGGCGCUGAAAAGGAUAUCAUUAUUCUGUCCUGUGUGAGGACAAGACAAGUAGGAUUCAUUGAUUCAGAAAAACGAAUGAAUGUUGCAUUGACCCGAGGAAGGAGGCAUUUGCUGAUUGUGGGAAGUUUAUCCUGUUUGAGGAAAAAUCGACUAUGGGGGCGUGUGAUCCAACACUGUGAAGGAAGGGAAGGUGGAUUGCAGCAUGCAAGCCAGUGUGAACCACAGCUAGACCAUCUUCUUAAAGAUUAUUUUGAAAAACAAGCAGAAGAAAAACAGAAGAAAAAGGAAAAAGAAAAAUCUAAGGAUAACUCUCAUUAACAGAAACAACAGCCAAGCAUGGCCAGGAGUGUUGGAUUGUUGUAAAUUCAGAAUCUUUUUACAUUGUGUAUUUUUAAUAUUUUUGUUUAUUCUAAAGCCCCUAAUACAAAAAGUUACAUUAUUUAAAUAACAUGCCAAAUAAGUGCAUGUAAAAAUUUGCUCUUUAAAAAGACCUGCAUUUUAUAUUCAGAUAGGCAGAUGUUUGUGUGAUAGACAAAUGUCUUGUUUUUACAAGAGUUAGGAAGGCAUUCAGUAUGCAUAAAAAAUACAUGAUGGUCUCAAAAACACAGCCCUGGUCAAGACCACUAGCAGUUUCUUCUGACCUGGAAUAUUGGGAUUGAAAUACAUGAAUUGCCCCGGCAUUUAAAACUAAAACCAUUAACAAUAAAAACUUAAAUAAAAAAAUACAGGAGAGAAGGUGAGACACAGCACUAUGCCGCAUACAGUAGGUGCUGUCAGUCUCCGGGGAGUGGACAGGACUAUGCCGCAUACAGUAGGUGCUGUCAGUCUCCGGGGAGUGGGCAGGACUAUGCCGCAUACAGUAGGUGCUGUCAGUCUCCAGGGAGUGGACAGGACUAUGCUGCAUACAGUAGGUGCUGUCAGUCUCCGGGGAGUGGGCAGGACUAUGCCGCAUACAGUAGGUGCUGUCAGUCUCCGGGGAGUGGGCAGGACGAGCCACUUUCAGCUCUCCUCAGGUCUCCUCCCUGUGCAUUUAUUUGCAUAGUACUUACUGGUAUAUAUAUAGAAUAAAUGGGUAAUGUGCAAAAUAGAAAAAUGUACAAAAUACAGAAGCUAUAUAAAAGAAAACAAAAUUACUUAGAAAUCCACUAUUCAGGUUAUCAUUAACAAAUUGGUCAUCUUUCUGUGCUUAUAGUCACUGUAAAUAUAUACAUGUAAGUUUUAGGCAUUGUUAAUAAAGGAAUGUAUUCAUAUACAGAUGGAAAAAAUGGCAAAGUCUUGAUCAUAAUUGAUAUCAGUGUAUUUAUUUUUUAGCAAAUAAAA
This is a messenger RNA of Onychomys torridus (southern grasshopper mouse), 6748 nucleotides long. It is a transcript of the gene Zgrf1, whose product is annotated as zinc finger GRF-type containing 1. The coding region runs from base 107 to 5746 and encodes 1879 amino acids. The transcript is spliced from 26 exons. The record is from RefSeq and is a predicted model, not a curated record. Gene Ontology annotation, molecular function: helicase activity; zinc ion binding. Gene Ontology annotation, cellular component: nucleus; site of double-strand break. Gene Ontology annotation, biological process: double-strand break repair. Lineage: Eukaryota; Metazoa; Chordata; Mammalia; Rodentia; Cricetidae.